Molecule: messenger RNA, 3841 nt
Organism: Stegastes partitus (bicolor damselfish)
Lineage: Eukaryota; Metazoa; Chordata; Actinopteri; Pomacentridae
Product: CD166 antigen homolog
Exons: 16
Coding region: 1165-2685 (506 amino acids)
Biological process (GO): cell adhesion
Cellular component (GO): plasma membrane
Source: RefSeq, a predicted model, not a curated record
CUGCAUAAAUCAAACAGUUGCAGUGUGUUUCUGGCCCACCAGUAGUGGUACGUUGAAAUCAGAAACAACUGUAGAGACAGGAACAUGGUAGACUACAGCAGCGAGGAGUUUGGUGGAAACUGAGGUUCUAAAACCAAGGAAUCAUAUAAGAAGAGUUUCUGAUGCAUUCAGUGGAAAGAUUACAGCCAUCACUAUCCAGACGGAUGACAUAAUUUAUCAAUGUGUUGGUGUAGUUCUGCUCUCUCCCAGAUGGGGAGACAUUUUUCUGAAAGUUUUAGGAAGCUUCUGGUGGGCUCUUUAGGUGGUAUUAAGGUACACAAUGCAGGAGGAACAAGACAAAGCAUGACGGAUACUUAGAUUUGUUCCUUGAUGGACCUAUCCAAAUUUGUCAUGUCAAUAAAACUGGCAUGUUGACAGAAAUUGCCAAUUAUCUGUAAUCCUAGCAGAUUUAACUUCAACCUUUUGCUUUGCUGAGAUGCUAUAGCUUUCAUGGCAGCCUGAGACCCUCCACGUGAUUAUUGUGAGAGUAUGUAAUAGAAAUCAUUACCUAUGAAAAGACAAGACAGUGCUUCUGGCUCCACUGGACAGACAGGUUGCUCUGUCAUUUAGUUGAAUCAGAAUUUAGCUCAGACAAAAAACAAAUGGUCCUGGAGAUUCAGACAUGGUUCGUUGUAAUCUUAACUUUAAGACAGCUCACCUCCUGUUCAUAACUGACAUUUCAGGUUAUGUCUGUUUAUGAAUUGCAAAACUUAGGCUGAGUUUAAUGUCGUGUUGUGGUCUACUGUUCUGCUGCAAGGCAGAAUGAGGCCGAACAGCACCAGGCCCUGAUGUUCUCUUCUGAGGCCAGGGGUAUUAAAAUCUAAUUUUAACUUUGGGACUGGAUGAGAACCACUGCAAGCUCUGCCUCCUCUGGCCUUAUUGAGGAAAUACCAGGGAGAUCUCCUGUGGACCAGUCAGAGAUAACACCCACCACCACUCAGGAUAGUCAAAGCAGUCAGGCCUUUCUUUCUGGACUACCGGUUCUGUCUUACAACAAACUUAACUCAACAGUAGUGUGUAGCAGCAGCAGCAGCAGCUUUGCAGGGUACAGAAAACGUGACCGCCUUGUAUGGAUCGACCAUCGUUAUACCAUGCAACGGUGGAGCUCCAGCACCAGAGGAUCUGAUGUUCAUCAAGUGGAAAUAUGAAACAAGUGACAAUUCUGGCGAUCUUUUGAUCAAACAAACUCGCAACGAUCAAGCCACCAUUCAGGCCACAGACGAUUAUGCCAAGCGGAUCAGCCUUGAUGACAAGUACAGCCUGCUCAUCACCGACGCCUCACUUAAAGACCAGAAGACCUUCACCUGCCUGGUGGUGUCAGACAACGAUCUCUUGGAAUGUCCCGUCUCUGUCAUUGUUUACAAGAAACCAUCAUCAGUUCAGGUUAUGGAUAAGCCCGAAGCGUUGCAGAAGGACAAACUAACAACGGUGGGAACAUGCGUUUCUUCAGAUGCGCACCCUGCAGCUACUAUCACGUGGAAGAAGAAUGGACAACCCUUGUUGGCCAGUGAGAAAGCUGUGAUCACCCCCAGCCUUAAGCUGGACCCAGCCACGGGCCUGUCCACUACCUCCUCCACCCUCCAGUAUGCAGCCACGAAGCAGGACGUUGGUGCAAUCUUUGCCUGCGUUUCCACAUACAAGCAGACCGAUGAAGAACUUGAGAUGGAACCUUUGUCUGUUCACUAUCCCUCAGAGAAGAUUAGCCUCCAAGUUAUGUCCAAGGGGCCUGUCGUAGAAGGUGAUAAUGUUACAUUGAAGUGUCAUGCUGACGGCAACCCUCCACCCAGCUCCUUCUUCUUCCACGUCAUGGGCGAGAAAGUGCUGGUGGAAAAUUCAGACACCUACACUUUGACUGCCAUCAGCAGAGGGGCUACAGGUGAAUACAAGUGCUCCCUGACAGAUAACAAAGAAAUGGAAGCCUCCCAAAGGAUCGUCGUUAGCUACCUGGACCUGAGUCUGAGUCUCACUGGAACAGUUGUGAAGACGGUAGGAGAUGCCUUGUCUGUGAAGACGGAGAACAGCUCGUCAGGCGAUGCUAAAGUGUCGUGGACGCAGAAUGGAAAGCCAGUGAAGGAACCGGAGUUUAGCAAGUUGACCUACGCUGAUGCAGGAGUUUACGUAUGUGAAGCUUCCAUUGAUGGCCUCGUGCGACGUCAGAGCUUUGAACUGGUCGUAGAAGGAAAGCCUUCAAUCACAAGCCUGAGGAAACACCGUCCUGAGGGUGCCAAAUACAAAGUCCUGACCUGCGAGGCUGAGGGAGUACCAGAGCCCAGCUUCCAUUGGAGCAUCAAUAACACAGAUGAGAAGAGCACGUACAUCAACGGGAAGGCCAUCCAUACAAUCACUGUGAUCCCCAAGGUGAACCUGACUGUCACCUGCAACGUCAGCAACAAGCUGGGAGAAGAUAUCAUGUCAAUCAGUGUUUCCUCUAUUUUUGAGGAACACGAACGAAGAGAAUCUGGAGGGGAUUCGGGAGACCAGUCGAAGCUCAUCGUGGGUGUCGUGGUAGCGCUCCUUGUAGUUGCUGCUGUAGGGGGACUCAUCUACUGGAUCUACAUAAAGAGAAGGCAAGGAAGUUGGACAACCGGUGAGAAGGAAGUUGGAACAGCUGAGGAGAACAAGAAGCUCGAGGACAACAAUGUUUAAAAGGCACUAAGGCUCUACUACAUGGAUGAAAGAGCAGUUGGAAGCAGCAUUGCAGACUCCAGUUGGCGGCUGAAGCGCUUCAUCAGGCUCCACAUAGACGGCAACAGUCAGAACCGUUUUCCAGCACGUCCAGCCGUCAGUCUGCUGUCCCACCUCACUUUCUGAAAUCUGCAUAAAGGCGGCCUUGUGCUGCUGUGUCACAGGUUUUUGUGUUCUUGGUAAGUUCUCCCUGUUAUGUUUUUUUUUUUUUGUCAUGAGGCUGUAUGGAGGGGUUUCUUUGUUACUUAGUUUUUUCAUUUUUUGUUUUGUUUUCUUGAAUUUCUUCGAAGAAUGUAAAUUUCUUUUUCACCUUUUAAGGCCUUUGUAACUAAUUAUGUGUGUGCUCUGGCUGUAAAGCAACUCUUCCUCAUUAUUAACCAAAGAACCAAACUGACUGCGUUGUGUUGAUGAUAAUGAAAGCAUUGUGGAGCGUUGUGGCCCACGCCAAGGACUUUAUAUUUCAUUUAUGUUGCAAAGGAUAAUCAGAAAAGAUAAGACUAAAAAGUAUAACAACAAAAAAUGCACAAAGAUGUUCUGUUGUGGUGUCUACACUGAAAUGAUGUUUUUUUUCCUCAUUUAAAAAAAGCUUUACUUGUGCCAGGGCUGACUUCUCAGUUUUGUUGUUUGUUUGUUUGUUCCAUGUGUUUUUGACGUAUUUAUAUCCUGUGUGCAACCUACUUGGAUGGCUGUGAUGCAACAUGAAAGACAAUUCUUUAUUUUUUUUUUCCUUUUUUUUUUAUUCCUGUAAAGAAGCCAUCAUGUGAUGUUGAAAUAGCGCCGUAUAGUAGAAAUGAGGGUGAAUAAGGCUGUACGGUAUCUAUGCUAAUUUUCUGCUGUAUUAUCAUGUUGUCGUUUUGGCUCAGUGGCGUAAACCCAAACUGAAGACAGUGGAUUGGCUGAUUAGAUAAGGUGCAUAAAGAUGGUUGCCCUCCGGGUUUUUCUGGUUUGUCCCACAGCCAGUAAAGCUUUGAUAAGACACCAGUUUUUUUUCAUGACUUUCGAUUUAACGAUUUAAUUAGUGAAAGAAGGCAGCAUGAAAAGGCCAUAGUAGUGUUGUAAAUACAGGCUUUGUUUUGUACUGUUGUUGACAAUAAAGUGUACAUUUUGAGAAAAAAAA